Messenger RNA from Ricinus communis (castor bean), 1038 nucleotides. RefSeq lists its product as uncharacterized. The transcript has a single exon. Bases 144 to 812 code for a protein of 222 amino acids. Lineage: Eukaryota; Viridiplantae; Streptophyta; Magnoliopsida; Malpighiales; Euphorbiaceae. The record is from RefSeq and is a predicted model, not a curated record.
AACAUUAUAGAAUUGACCAUAUCAUGCAUUCCCAGUAACAUGUCAAACACUAUAGACAAAGUAUUGCCGUUCAUAUUACGGUUAGAAAAGAAAAAAUUAUAUACACUAAAUCAUUUCCUUGGAAACUCUAUAACAAUUUAGCCAUGGCAGAUACUGAUCAGCAGGCCAAGCCUUUAGCUCCAGCUGCAUUUCAAUCUCGCAGCGACGAAGAAGCAGCAGCUUCGUCAUCGAUCACCACCCAGUUCAACUUUCGCCACCGGAACUGCAUCAAGUGUUUCGGAUGUUGCACUGCCUUCCUAUUAAUCAUCGCUGUGACAAUUCUAAUCCUCUUUUUUACAGUCUUCCAUGUCAAGAAUCCUGUAAUCAAGAUGAACGAGAUAACCCUUCUGCAACUCGAGCUAAAUAAGGAUGGAUCGCUUAGGAACGGCACCAACGUUACACUAGAACUUGAUAUUUCAGUUAAAAAUCCUAACGUUGCUCCUUUUAGGUUCAACAACUUCACAACAACUGUUUUGUACGGUGGAAAUAAUGUUGGAGAGGCGAGAACACCAUCAGGGACUGCCAAGGCCCGGCGUACCGUCCAUAUGAAUGUAACAGUUGAUCUGAUUCCUGAGAAAAUUUUGCAAGUUCCAGGUUUGUUACAGGAUGUAAGUUCAGGGAAUUUGACUAUGAAUAGCAGUACAGUAAUUGGCGGCAAGGUGAAGAUACUAAAGAUUGUCAAGAAAUAUCUUGUGGUGGAAGUGAAUUGCAGUGUGACCUAUAAUUUCUCAAGCAAGGAGAUCCAACAGCGUUGCAGACCGCAUUUCCUUUGACGCCUCUUCAUUCUAUAGUUAGUGAUUUUUAUUUUAUUAGUAACUUUUAUUCUCUUGUUUUUUUCCCCAUAUCCUUUAAUUGAGACUUAUUUUUGUAACAUAUGCCAAUAUCAUAUGUGGCUCGGAAAUGGCAAUAUCAAUAUAUGUAAAGGGUUACUGGAUACAGAGCGAUCCAUAUGAGAACUCUUCUCUUUCUCUUUGCAUAACAAAAGUACAUUUCAAGACU